Miniopterus natalensis is the source of this 2342-nucleotide messenger RNA. RefSeq names its product ARF GTPase activating protein 1 (gene ARFGAP1). Gene Ontology annotation, biological process: regulation of ARF protein signal transduction; regulation of endocytosis. NCBI's taxonomy places the organism in Eukaryota, Metazoa, Chordata, Mammalia, Chiroptera, Miniopteridae. Gene Ontology annotation, cellular component: Golgi membrane. The record is from RefSeq and is a predicted model, not a curated record. Gene Ontology annotation, molecular function: GTPase activator activity.
GACCAAACAUUCUGCAGUCUGGCAAGUGGCUUAAUGAGCUGGGAAGCCAUGUCCUCACUGGGUCCAGCGUUUGUUGACGUUACCUUCAGUUGCAGAAAGAGCUCCAUUUGACCAUCCUGGUUUCAAGCUUUAAAACAGUUCUUGGAUCAUCUUUUAAGAUAAAUAGCAGUUAAGGUUUCAAAAGAGAGGAGGUGUUUUUGUUAAACUUAGUAUUUCAGAGAACUCAGGAUUCUCACAUCCAAAACCAGUUGCUGACGGGGGUUCCUUUUAAAUCCAAGCCAAAUAAUUUACUUUUCACAUUUUCUCUUCAGUGGUUGUGCAAACAUUCCACUUUAUUUGACAUGGUGAGAACUCAGAGCAGGCUCCCCCAUUUCUGACUUCUGUUGCCCGUGUCCUGUUGGUCAGAAUGUGAGGGUGUCAGCAGGUGUGCCUGUCAGCCCUGCAUACCAGCUCACACAGGGUUCUCCUGUGGCUGCUGUGAGACCUGGGUCUGCAAAGGGCUUUGUAAAUUCAAACCCACCAGUUCAUCUCUCCAAGUGUGUUUACCCACUUCUCCCUUUCACCCAAAGGAGUGGGCCAGGGGCCAGUCCUGGGCAGGACCGUGCAUUUGUGUGUUUGUGCUCGAGACCUCGUCGUCUCCUGAGGACUGUCAUGAUCAGGGUCACACACAGCAGAGAACUCCAGGGCAGAAAGGAGCCUCUGGUGAACUCUGCAUCAUGGCCAGCCCAAGAACCAGAAAGGUGCUUAAGGAAGUCAGGGUGCAGGGUGAAAACAAUGUGUGUUUUGAGUGUGGUGCAUUUAACCCUCAGUGGGUGAGUGUGACCUAUGGUAUCUGGAUCUGCCUGGAGUGCUCAGGGAAACACCGUGGGCUCGGAGUGCACCUCAGCUUCGUGCGCUCUGUCACUAUGGACAAGUGGAAGGACUUGGAGCUCGAGAAGAUGAAAGCUGGUGGGAAUGUGAAGUUCCGACAGUUCCUGGAAUCUCAAGAGGACUAUGACCCCUGCUGGUCCCUGCAAGACAAGUACAACAGCAAAGCGGCUGCCCUCUUCAGAGACAAGGUGGCCACUCUGGCUGAAGGCAGAGAAUGGUCUUUGGAGUCAUCACCUGCACAGAACUGGACCCCACCCCAGUCCAAGAUGCUGCCGACCACUGCCCACCGAGUCUCCGGCCAGCCGCAGAGUUUGACUGCCUCCUCGGACAAGGCCUUUGAGGACUGGCUGAAUGAGGACCUCAGCUCCUACCAAGGGGCCCAGGAGAGUCGCUAUGUGGGGUUUGGGAACACGGCGCCGCCUCCGAAGAAGGAUGAAGACUUCCUGAAUAGCGCCAUGUCGUCCCUGUACUCGGGCUGGAGCAGCUUUACCACCGGAGCGAGCAAGUUUGCCUCAGCAGCUAAAGAGGGUGCUACAAAGUUUGGAUCCCAGGCAACUCAGAAGUUCUGGGGUUCCAAGCAGCAGCCGGAGUUGGCAUCAGAGCUGGGCCACAGUCUGAAUGAGAACAUCCUCAGACCUGCCCAGGAGAAGGUGAAGGAGGGAAAGAUUUUUGAUGAUGUGUCCAGUGGGGUGUCUCAGUUGGCAUCCAAGGUCCAGGGAGUUGGCAGCAAGGGAUGGCGGGACGUCACCACCUUUUUUUCUGGGAGGGCCGAGGACCCCUCAGACAGACCCCUAGAGGGCCAGAGCUACCAGAACAGCGGCGGGGACAACUCCCAGAACAGCGCCCUGGACCAGAGCUUCUGGGAGACCUUUGGGAGCACCGACCCUGCCAAGGCCCACAGGUCCCCGAGCAGUGACAGCUGGACCUGCGCCGAUGCCUCAGCCGAGAAGCGGAGCUCAGACAGCUGGGACGUGUGGGGCUCCGGCUCUGCAUCCAACCACAAGAACAGCGACAAUAGUGAUGGCGGGGAGGCCUGGGGGGGUGGCGGGGAGGGCCGGCCCAAGACCACCAGGAAGGCAGCUCCAAAGGCCCUUCAGGUGGAUGAGGGCUGGGACAACCACAACUGGUAGGCCCUCCGUGCCUGGCCCCGACCACUGGGGCAGCCACCCUGUCGGUACUUUGCCCUCCUCCAGCACCCUCCUUCCACUUGACCCAAGAACGCCUUGGGUGGGACUCUUGCGGGGUGGUGCCCCCUGCCUAUGUCGGGGACUAAGCGCAUGGGGGCUUGCUCUCCAUGCCAGCCUCUGCCCAGCCCUCCGGUGUCUUGUGCUCCAGGAUUCCAGGCACUGUGGAGGGCAGGGUCCUGUUGCUUGUUGGAGGCUGGCCGUGCACUCAGUAAUAAACACCCUCUAGGGCUGCCCGGAAGGCACUCUCUGUGACAUGACGUGAGUGCUGGCUCUGUGAGUGUCUAA